This is a messenger RNA of Funneliformis geosporum, 1926 nucleotides long. Lineage: Eukaryota; Fungi; Glomeromycota; Glomeromycetes; Glomerales; Glomeraceae. The record is from the annotation of a GenBank genome assembly.
AUGGUGUCUUUAGAACAACAGUGGAAUAAGGCAAUUUUAAGCUUAAAUCAAAAUAAAGAAGGAUUAGAAGGUUUAAUACAAUCAACAAAGGCUUGGUUGGUGGUCACUGGCUGGUUAAACCCUAGCAUUUAUAGCAUCGAUCAAGAAAUUCCUGCUGAUGUUAAGGAAUAUUUACAAAUUCUUAUACAAACCCCAUUAGCUAAACGUUUGGUUGAAUGGUACCUCGAUGCCAUUUGUCAAAAUUUUAGAGAAUGUUUUGAUAAGAAAUUGCAUCAAUGGCGUGAAGCGUGGGUACAAUUACAAAAAGAGAAUAUUAAUUCUUCCGAAAAAGAUCAAAUGUUUGACGAUUGGAUAUGUAAAUCUUACACUGAUUUUAUAAAUAGUAUUUAUUCUCAUUUUAAAAAGUGUCAACAUCCAUUACUACUUAUAGCAGCAAGUGAUGAAUCUAUGAAAGAAUUUCGAAUUCGAUAUUAUACCAUAUUAUAUUCCUCAUUAAAUGACAAAUCAGAACCUAAUUCUACCAUACCAUCCUUAUUUAAAGAGAUGACCAAAAUUUUUUAUUGUUCCUUUUUUCGUAAAUAUAAUAACUUUAUGAAAUAUAACCUUCCCAAUUCUUCUGGAUCAUCAUCAUCAUUGCUUUUCAGUAUGAAUCAACAACAAAAUGAUAAGUUUGAAAGUAUUCUUUUCGCUUGGAAAUCAACAGAUGAUAUCAAUGUAUUAUUUUCAAAAAGAGAAAAUAAUCUUGAUAAUGAAGAUAAUUCAUUCUCGGUAAUGGAGUUGGAUGAUGUAGAUUUUGAUGAACUCGAUAUCUCGUUACCAAUAGAAGACGAGGAAAAGUUUUUAGAGGAUCUAAACCUUUAUAUUGUUGGCUUUUCAAAUUUAUGUAGACAAAUGCAUUCAUUGGAUUUAAUGAAACGUACAAAUGAUGUUUUAGAAGAAUUAUUAUGUGAAGAGAUUGAAUUAAAAAUUCAGAAUACUUGUAAAAGGACUUUUGAUAAACCUAUGCUUAGACGUUCUACAAAAUGGUUAUAUUCUACGGUCUAUCCUUGGUUACAAAUCAUACUAUCCUGCAAUUCCCAUCUUUCACAUGGAUCUGUUGAAGACGAAUUGGUGACUUGGUCAAAACGAUUAAAUUAUCAUUUUUGCAUGGUAUUCUGUGACUCUAGGAUUUCAGAAUUAUUCGAUGUUAUUGUAGAUUUCCCGGAUUCGAAAAUCGCUAUUGAUGAUUUAAUUAUGUGUAUGAAAAGAUUAGACAAAGAUUAUAGACUUCGACUUGUCGAAUCUCUCCAUAUAGCAUUUCGUAAAAGGUUGUUAAUCCCGGGAGCCGGUACAAUGGACAUAAUUAAUACAUAUAUUUCUACUAUAAAAUGCUUAAGACUAUUAGAUCCAUCUGGGGUGCUUUUGGAAAAAAUCACGGGACCAUUUAGAAGUUAUCUAAGAACACGGGAAGAUGCUGCUAGAUAUUUAGUAAGCAAUUGGAUGGAUGAUAAAAAUGGAAAUAAUGAAUUGAUUGAAGAGUUGGGCCGUACUGAAGAACCUAUGGAUAAUCAACAGAAUGUUCGGUUUAAUGAUGAUAAUUGGUUACCGGAUCCAAUGGAUGCUGGCCCAGGUUAUAAAUCGUCGAUGUAUCGAUCUGCCGAUAUAACAAAUUUACUUGUUAGUUUAUUUGAUUCUACAGAAUUAAUUACAAAAGAAAUACAAAAUCAAAUGGCAUCUUAUUUAUUAACUAAAACUGACUAUGACACAGAGAAGGAGCUUAUUAAACUAGAAUUAUUUAAACUUCGAUUUGGGGAAGCAAAAAUGUCGGCAAUCGAGGUUAUGAUUAAAGACAUUGCCGAUUCAAAAAGGAUUGAGUCAUUUAUUCGUAGUAAUGAUAAUCCAGUCAGAAGAAAUAUUCCGGAGGAGGUUAUUCUGGCCUACUCUUAA